UGGUUACUACUCUUGAUGAAAGAUCGGCAUAAACCUAGCGGCUAGCGUGCUACAACUUUUUUUUUUUGUCCGUUUUCCGGUAUAUCAUAGAAGUAAUUAAGCACGAUAUAACACAUGGACUUGCCCAGCCCGGCUCUAUUGGCCACCUGAUUUCGGCGCGUGACCCAACAAAUCCUCAUCUUAUUAGACGAAUUCAAGCUCCGUAACAUAAUUAUUAAUGAUGGCUUUGACUCUUGAUUUUCAGCCAGAUUGAGUAACUCACAAAAUACCCUUUGUCAAAUUUACUUGUCUUACACCCCUAAUCAAUUGGAUUGAUCAUUAUUACCUCUUUCCAUUUCACAAUUCUUUUAUUUAAUUUCUUCCAUCAAAUCCUUAAUUCUCCAUAUUCCCACAUCAAUUCUUCAAAUUCCGCAAUCUGAGCUGUUAAAUUUUGACUCCCUUCUCUGUUUUUGUUCUCUGACCCCUCAAAUUUGCUGAAUUUUCCCCAUUUUCAAUUUUUUUUUUUCUGGAUUGAUGAUUGAAAUUGUAUUAAGAUGUAAUUAAUUUUAAUGGGUAUUUGAGAAAUUGUUUGAUUUUAGUUGGAAAAGAAAGAAAAAUGAAGGAUUUUGCAGGAACACCAGGAACUAUAACUGGGCUUUUUUUAAGGAUUGCUCAAUUUAUGUUUGCUGCAGGUGCCAUUGCUUCUAUGGCAUCCACUUCUAGCUUCUUCAAUUUCACUGCUUUCUGCUAUCUCAUAGCUUCUAUGGGUUUGCAAGUAAUCUGGAGCUUAAGCCUCGCGUUGAUGGAUGCCUAUGCCCUUGCAAAGAAAAUAGUGAUUCAUAAUCAUAUCCUUGUCAGCCUUUUUGUAAUCGGAGAUUGGGUAACAACUACACUGUCUCUUGCAGCAGCUUCUGCAUCUGCAGGAAUUACAGUCCUGUACUUCCAUGACAUCGGAGGCUGUACUGUUGUGGCAGAAUGCUUCAAAUACCAGAUAGCAGUUGCUUUUGCCUUUCUAAGUUGGCUUACAGUGUUCAUCUCGUCUCUCAUCAUGUUUUGGCUUCUAGCAGCAAGCUAGCGAAUCUUCUUGCUUCGGAUCCAUUACCAUGAAAUGGAGCAUAGAUUACAAUGUAUAUAGAAACAAGAUGAGAUCUAAGUAUAGAGAGAUUAUUGGUUCUCAUUGUUAAUUUUUUUUUCCCCUUAUCAGAUCAUUUUUGUAUAUUUGUGAAGUGUGUAUAGCUCGUCAAUUGAUCACACCUGUAAUCCAGAAUGAUGUACCCAUGGUAUUACCCAAUUUUGAGAAGUUGAAUGUAACUUUUCGCUUCGAAAUUGUUCGUAUCUAAACAAAAUAUCCCGAUGAGAUCAA
Messenger RNA from Chenopodium quinoa (quinoa), 1342 nucleotides. Its product is annotated as CASP-like protein 5B3. The record is from RefSeq and is a predicted model, not a curated record. Gene Ontology annotation, cellular component: plasma membrane. Bases 596 to 1054 code for a protein of 152 amino acids. The transcript has 3 exons. Lineage: Eukaryota; Viridiplantae; Streptophyta; Magnoliopsida; Caryophyllales; Amaranthaceae.